Messenger RNA from Ilyonectria robusta, 828 nucleotides. Its product is annotated as short chain alcohol dehydrogenase. Gene Ontology annotation, cellular component: intracellular anatomical structure. The record is from RefSeq and is a predicted model, not a curated record. The coding region runs from base 1 to 828 and encodes 275 amino acids. The transcript is spliced from 5 exons. Gene Ontology annotation, molecular function: oxidoreductase activity, acting on NAD(P)H, oxygen as acceptor. NCBI's taxonomy places the organism in Eukaryota, Fungi, Ascomycota, Sordariomycetes, Hypocreales, Nectriaceae.
AUGAGCCCCUCCGCUGCCCCAGCUGCCGCACCCGCCACCGAGGUUCAGGUACAGACCCAAGUCACCCUAGGCGGAAAGGUCAUUGCCAUCACUGGAGCCAACCGAGGAAUUGGUCUGGGUGUCGCUGAGUGCUGUCUUGACAAUGGCGCUGCCGUGGUUUACUCUAUUGAUCUUGCUGAGCCUGGUGAUGAGUUCGCCGAGGUCGAGAAGAAGUACCCUGGCCGCAUCAAGGCUCUCCAGGCCGAUUCUACCAAGGAGGCCAGCAUCACUGCCGCCGUUGAGAAGAUUGUCGAGCAGGAGGGUGCAAUCCACGGCAUGGUCGUCAACGCUGGCCGCACCAACCACAAGGCCGCGCUUGACUUCACUGAGGAGGAGAUCCACAACCUCUUCGCCAUUAACCUGUUUGGUGCUUUCUAUUCCGCCCGAGCUGCCGCUCGGGCUUUUAUCAAGCUGGGCAUCAAGGGAUCCAUCGUCUUCACUGCCUCCAUGGCUUCCUACCGACCUAACAAGCGCGUGCCUUCUGCCCCUUACGGUGCAUCCAAGGCCGGCGUUCGCAACAUGACACACACGCUUGCUAUGGAGUGGGCCCAGUACGGUAUUCGAGUCAACUCCGUCUCGCCCGGCCUGGUUGAGACUGCCAUGACCUACUGGGUCCCUCAGCAGCCCGAUUGGGAGCAACAGCUCAAGUACUACGGUGGAAUGCCCCGUCUCGCCAAGGUUGGCGAGUUGGGUGGUGCCUAUGUCUACCUCCUCAGCGAGGCUGCUAGCUACACCACAUCUAUCGAUAUCCCCGUCAAUGGUGUUAUUGGAAUUGAAAUGAGCAAAUAG